Messenger RNA from Symbiodinium necroappetens, 2542 nucleotides. NCBI's taxonomy places the organism in Eukaryota, Dinophyceae, Suessiales, Symbiodiniaceae. The record is from the annotation of a GenBank genome assembly.
GCCUUUGGCGCAUGGCUGGGGCAUUCCUGCAGGACAUCAGCCGCCGGCGCCGAACGUGAACCACCCGGGUUCGGCGACUACCUGGAUGCCCGGACCUACGACUGGCGGAUGGAAUCAGCUUCAACCUCCCACCUGGACGCCUCCCAUGGGGCUUCCAUGGAGUGCCGCGGACGGGAGCACUGGACCUCCAGGAGUCUGGAAAGGCGACUUCACAGACCCUCCCGCCUGGCCAGGAUGGCAGUACCGGAGACAGUGGGUCACGGCCGUCAGAAGAUGGAACAAGUUCACCGACAUUCCCUUGGGCAGGCGAUCCGAGCGAGUACUUCGUACCUUGGGAUGGGAAAUGAUGAGCGACUUCGAACAUAUUAGUGAGGCUCAGUUGGCAUCCGCGGACUACCUGGAGCUGAUCCUCAAGGUCAUCGAGAUGAAGGCCGGAGUUCGGGAGGAUGAUGAUCGAAGAGCAGCGUUCCGUGGAGUGCUGCACGAGAACUCCAGAAAGAAGGACGAGUCCUUGGGCCAGUAUGCCAAUCGUCGGCUUCGGGAUUUCGCCAAGGCGGCAUCCUACGGAGUGCAAUUGCCCCAGCAGUUACGCGCAGCUAUGCUCCGAGAGGGCUCGGGUUUGUCCGAGCAGGGGCAGCAGAACCUCACCACCCUCCUCCAAGGCCGGGACAACGAUGUCGAGAGCAUGGCCCUCCACCUGGCGCGGAUGGACACCCGCGGAGAUCGACUGUCAGGUUUCGUGAGCGAGGACUUCGGGCCAACGACACGCGAAAGCUACUUGGCCGACGAGGACCGCUACCAUGAGGAGGACGACGAGGACAACCUCCCGGAAGAGAGCUCGGACUCGGCUGAGGACCAGCUGAUCCUGGACGAGCUCACCGACAUGAACUUCACCCACGAGCAGGCGUCCCUUGUCUUCGCUCUCUUAGAGGACCGCCCUCCGAAGUUUCGCCGUACGUGGAAGGAGAACAAGAAGUUCAAGGCCGAGCUUCGGAAGGACAGAGGGAGCUUCACUAAGGGCGCCAGCGGAGGAGGACUCCAAGACGGUGGGCGUAUGGCAUCGAGGUGCCAUCUAUGCGGAAAGCGCGGGCACUGGGCAGAAGAUUGUCGACAGCAGGGCGGCAGACCCACGGCCAACGAGGGCGGCAACAAGAUGAGUGGAUUUUGCUACCUGGGAUCUGGAAGCCGUGGAGGAAGCCACUUCUCCUUCAUGACUUACGUGACCCCCGAGGCCUCCCUGGCGACCGUGGGCUCGUGGAACUUCCUGACGAUCCCCUCCGGCAUGGCGAUUUUGGAUAUUGGCGCCACUCAGGAUAUCAUCGGAAAGACGGCAUUCCGAGCACUUGAGCACGAGUUGGCAAGGUGCGGUCUUCAGACCCUGGAGAUCCCCACGACGUCGUCAGCGCCAACUGGGAUCGGAGGAGCUGCCAAGGUGAGCAAGACAGCUCUAGUUCCGAUAUCCCCUGGAGGAGUUCCGGGGGUGAUUCAGUUCUUGGUGAUUGACGGAGAGGUUCCCCCAUUGCUUUCCGUGGGGCUGCUGGAGCAUUUGGGCACUUCCAUGGACCUGACCACGAACGAGGUGCGGUUCAAGAACAUCGGCGUGGACCUGAGCAUGGUGAGUCUCCCUAGCGGGCACAAGGCUGUUCCGUUGGUGCAGUGGGAAGGUGGAGAUUUUCCAGUUCCCGAGGCUGUGCAAUCGCAGUACGGCCUCAGUCCCGGAGCUUUUGCGAAGGAUGCGGCGCUCUUCUCCGCUCAAUCGCCCAAAUGGGCAAUUGCUCUACGAGAAGUAGAACUCAAUUCGAUUUUCCCGCGACUCGCCUUGAACAUGGAGGAUCCAUCUCGAUCGAUGGAGGCGAGGACGGGCGAUACUCAGAAUGCGAUCGCAUGGAAGUGGCGCCGACUCAUGAUGCGCGUCUACUACGUGGUGGAGUCGAUCCGGGCCAACUACGCCCGCCUGGCCUCCGCGGAGACCCACCAGAAGAGCAUCUUGUCGGAGAGGAAGAAGUUCCUGACCGCGGACGUCCAGGAGCCCAUGAAGUGCCUCCACCCGGGAAGUCCGAUUCGAAGGGCAAAUCAGUAUGCUUCAUGGACCGUGUGCCGGAAGUGCGAGGCGAGGCUGACGUACACCCCUCAUCCUGGACUACCUCGAGGCAAAGCCAAGGCCAGGAACAACCGAACCCCGGCAUCCUCAAGCGCUCCAGCGUCUUCGGUGGGAAGCUAUCCUUCUACGGCGACACCAAGCACAAGGCGCACGACCACCUCGCCACCAGUGGAGCACAUCCCCGAGGAGCUGAACGCCACCUUGAGGGCCAUGGCCUCCAGCUUUCACGAAGUGGGACAGACUCUGAGGGAGUUAGCUCGAGGCCAAGGACAGAUGCUGGCGAUGAUGCAGCAGCAAGGCGUUCCGGAGGAGAUCCACGAGAUGACGCUGCAGCAGGUUUCCGAAGAGGCGAUGAAGAACGCCGAUCAGGAGAUGGAGAACGCCGACUCGCCGGUCAGCUGGACUCAGAUUCCAAACCCCAAUCUCACCGACCUGCCGUGA